This is a messenger RNA of Xyrauchen texanus (razorback sucker), 2843 nucleotides long. RefSeq names its product tescalcin a (gene tesca). The transcript is spliced from 8 exons. Lineage: Eukaryota; Metazoa; Chordata; Actinopteri; Cypriniformes; Catostomidae. The record is from RefSeq and is a predicted model, not a curated record. Gene Ontology annotation, molecular function: calcium ion binding. The coding region runs from base 29 to 682 and encodes 217 amino acids.
UACCUACUGCUCUCUCUCGGAUUUUAACAUGGGCGGUUCCCAGUCUGGACGAGUGCAUGUUUUCCAAGAUCUCGCUGAUAAAACCGGCUUUUCCAUUGAGCAAGUCCGAAAUCUCCAUGACAGAUUUAUGUACCUGACAAAAGAUGAGGACACUUUAAGACGAGAACACUUUGACAGUAUUAGUUAUUUGGCUUUCAACCCAAUCCGGAGAGAGAUCAUUGAUGCGUUCUUUGAUAAAAGGAACUUGGGUCAAAAUGAGGUAGGCUGUCUGCAGGAAAUCGAAUUUGAGGAAUUCCUGACCAUCCUGGCCUUCUUCAGACCACUCAAACCACAUGCUACUGAAGAGGAGAUAGAAAACAUCAGGAGAGCCAAAUUACGCUUUCUAUUCAACAUGCAUGACACCGACAAUGAUGGCAUUAUCACAUUGGACGAAUAUAGACUUGUGGUGGAGAAGCUGCUGUUCAGCUAUGAAACUAUAGACUCAGAAAAUGCCAAGGCUAUUUCAGAUGCUGCAAUGCUGGAAGUCGCCAGUGUCACAAUGGGUCAGAUGGAUCCAGAUGAAUUUUAUGAGGGAAUAACCUUUGAGCAUUUCCUGCAGAUUUUAAAAGGCUUAGAGAUCGAGACCAAAAUGCACAUUCGCUUUCUGGACACAACAACAGUGCAAUGUUUAAAAAAAGAGUAAUUUGCUCUUUAGAUGAGCACAACGUCUUUAUUUGAGACAUCAAAUUCUCAAAUCGGCCCUAGAAGUGCCUGACAAUUUCAACCCUUAUUAUUGAGUUUACUUACUCUGAUAUGUCUUAUAAACGGGCCAAAUGUGUUUGUAUACAAAAUGUUUUUGGGACAAAUGUAUAUAAAAAUGUAUGAAUGCCAUUGCAUUAGAUAACAAAAUAUCAAACCAAGUGGGAUUCACAAAAAAAAUAAAAAAGCACAAGCACUCACUUCAAUUAAAACAUCUAAAAUAUAGUUUGUUGGGUUUUAAAUUUUAAAACAAAAGAUAUACUGCUCAAAACUAAGACAAAAAGUAAUACAUAGUGGAACAUGUUCAUAGUCAAUAUGAUGAACUACUCUGCUAGGACACCUGUGUUAACUUGAGGGGAACAGAUUUCAUAUACAGUAUCCACUAAAAAUCAUUUUGACACUAGUUGGUUAAAAGUAAUUGGCUAAGAAUAGUUAAAUGGCUAAUAAAAGUUAAGUUAAUUCUGGGAACAGCUCAUUUAUUGAUAGAUGCCACUUGGUUUGAUAUUUUGUAAUCUAAUGCAAAGCCAUUCACACAUUUUAAGUCUGCUUAAAGGGACAGUUCACCCAACAAUUAAAAUUCUCUCAUCAUUUACUAACCCUUAUGCCAGCCAAGAUGUGUGACUUUAUUCCUUCUGCUGAACACAAAGACUUUUAGAAGAAUAUCUCAGCUCUGUUGGUCCAUGUAAUACAAGUACACGGUGGCCAGCAUUUUAAAGUCCAAAAAGCACAUAAAGGCAGCAUAAAAGUAAUCCAUAUGACUCCAGUGUUUUAAUCCAUGUCUUCAGAAGCGAUAUGAUAGGUGUGGGUGAGAAACUUAUCAAUAUUUAAGUCCCUUUUAACUUUAAAUCUCCACUUUCACUUCCACAUUCUUCAUCUUUUUUUUUUUUUUUGCCGAUUUGCAUUCUUAGUGCCAACACCUACUAAGCAGGGAGGAUAAUAUAUAUUAAAAAAGGACUUAAAUAUUGAUCCGUUUCUCACCCACAUCUAUCAUAUCGCUUCUGAAGAAAUUUAUUUAACCACUGGAGUCGUAUGGAUUACUUUUAUGCUGCCUUUAUUUGCUUUUUGGACCUUCAAAGAUCUGGUCACCAUUAACUUGCAUAGUAUGGACCUACAGAGCUGAGAUAUUCUUCAAAGAAUCUUCAUUUGUGUUCUGCAGAAGACAGAAAGUCUUAGACACCUAGGAUGGCAUGAGGGUUAGUAAAUGAUGAGAGCAUUUUGGGUAAACUAUCCCUUUAAGUGUCCAAGUAUAAUACUUUAUAUUGAGCCACUGGAUGUAUAUAUCAGAAUGAGUCUCGUGAUUGUAAAUUUCCAUUCUUAACAAAAUGCAUAUUGUGAUAGAGCUCUUUGCAUAGUCAACAAUCUUUUGUAUUUUAAAUAAAGCAGUGCUAUUUCUGAGACAAUCUACACCCUCCAAUAAGUUAAUGAGUCAACAUGUAUUAUCUUAUCAGUUACCUCUAAAACAACAAGGACCUGUUCUUUUACAGGCCAAGCCUCUCAUUACAAUGAAAUGCAUUCAAACAGAAUUUAUUUAUCUCCCAAGGUUAAAUAUUAAUUUAAGUGGAAAUCAGUGUUACAAAUGACUAAUUAUUUAUAAAAAAUCAUACAUUUCUAUUUACUUAAAAAAAACACUUUUCUGCUCAACAAAUUAAAAAUAAUGUCUAUUUUUCUUUCUUGUUCAUUGUUAUACACAAGUCAUACACUCAACACCUCAAAUUUCUCCUUCACAAUGACUCGUUACGGGGCCAUAAUUCAUGUAUUCUACAUAAAUAAUAUAUUGGAAAUAAGCAUAACCCUAUAAUGUACUUAAAAGUAAUUACAUUUAUUGAAAGUAAGUAACUAAUCUGAUUACAAGUGUUUAAAAUGUAAUGCAUUACACUACUUUUAUGACUUAAAAGUAAUUAGAUUACGUAAAUAAUUAUUUUGUAAUUGGAUUACACCCAACACUGUUGCAAAUGCCUUAAAGAAAUUACAGUAUAUAUUUUUUUUACAUUAUUGGCAAGUUAAAUCCCCACAUCUGUAACUAAAUCUAUAUUUUGAAGAUAAUAAAAUGCUGAUAGUUUUAGACAUUGCAAUUAUUGCUAUUGUGAAUUUUUUAAAAGGCAUUG